GGGCCUGUCCAGGCUGGUGCUGGGGGCGGUCCUAAGGGAAGAGCAACACUUCCCAGCCUCUGACUGUGUCCCCCAAGGGGCAGGGAGGUCGCUCCCCGAGCUAGUUCCCUGCUAGGUUGGAGAGGUCAACCUAGUGUUCUCUCAAACGAGUGUUCUUAUACCAACUGAACUGUCGACAUCCCAGUCUCCGCGCGCGGUCUUUUGAGACUCCCAAAGAGCCAGUCUAGAUCUUAUGGCGGAGCAGGUCCGCUUGGGCCGGAAGCGUCCGCUGCCUGUUUGCCCCAACCCGCUGUUCGUUCGUUGGCUGACGGAGUGGCGGGACGAGGCGGCCAGCAGAGGGCGCCACACGCGCUUUGUGUUUCAAAAGGCACUGCGCUCCCUUCAACGGUACCCGCUACCCCUGCGCAGCGGGAAGGAAGCCAAAAUCCUCCAGCACUUCGGAGACAGGCUCUGCCGCAUGCUGGACGAAAAGUUGGAGCAGCACCUAGCAUCGGGCGGUGACCAUGCCUCCAGCUCACCAUCUGGAAAGAACAGAGCCAGCAAAGGGCCACCUGCUCAAGUCCAGGACUCCUCCAUGCCAGUUCCUACCCAGCCUCAAGCAGGAAGCACCAGCGCUGGCUAUUGGCCAGCUCAGAACUCAGGGGCUCGGGAGAUCCUGCUGCAGCUCUACAGGGAGCACCUGAAUUCUGAUGGCCACAGCUUCCUAACCAAAGAGGAGCUGCUGCAGAAGUGUGCCCAGAAGAUCCCCAAGGUAGUGCCUGGAAGUUCAAGACCCUGGCCUGCCCUCCGAGGCCUCCUCCACAGAAACCUAGUCCUCAGAACACACCGGCCAGCCAGGUAUGCGCUAACACCAGAGGGCCUGGAGCUGGCCCAGAAGCUGGCUGAGGUAGACGGCCUGAGCGCUCCCAACACUGGCUUUAAGCCAGAGGAGCAUCAUGGAGAGGACUCAGCAGUUCCAGAAGCCAUCUUGUCAGAACCUGGCACCGCUGAGGGGGACGUCCAGCAGAGACCACUGGAGCUAAGGCCUAGCGAGUACAGAGUGCUGUUGUGUGUGGACACUGGUGAAACUAGAGGGGCAGGACACAGGCCAGAAAUGGUCCGAGAGUUACAAAGGCUACAUGUGCCCCACAUAGUACGCAAGCUGCACGUUGGGGACUUUGUGUGGGUGGCACAGGAGACCAGGCCCAGAGACCCAGAAAGGCCUGGGGAGUUAGUCCUGGACCACAUUGUAGAACGCAAGCGGCUGGAUGACCUUUGCAGCAGCAUCAUCGAUGGCCGCUUUCGGGAGCAGAAGUUCCGCCUGAAGCGCUGUGGCCUGGGGCACCGGGUAUACUUGGUGGAGGAACAUGGGUCUAUCCACAACCUUAGCCUUCCUGAGAGUACACUGCUGCAGGCUGUCACAAACACCCAGGUCAUCGAUGGCUUUUUUGUGAAGCGAACCAUGGAUAUUAAGGAGUCGGCUGGCUACCUGGCGCUUUUGACAAAGGGCCUGGAAAGACUGUACCAGGGCCACACCCUCCGCAGCCGCCCUUGGGGAACCCCAGGGGAUGCUGACUCAGGAGCAAAGCCUUCCACAGACCCUCCCUGCUCACUCCUCACCUUCAGCGACUUCAAUGCAGAAGCUGUCAAGAACAAGGCCCAGUCUGUGCGAGAAGUAUUUGCCCGGCAGCUGAUGCAGGUGCGUGGACUGAGUGGGGAGAAGGCAGCAGCCCUGGUGGAUCGAUACAGCACCCCUGCCAGUCUCCUGGCUGCCUAUGAUGCCUGUGCCACCACGAAGGAGCAGGAGACGCUGUUGAGCACUCUCAAGUGGGGGCGUCUGCAGAGUUCUGCCGACACACCUGGAGGAAUGUUAACGUCCUAUUUAUAGAAGUAAAUCAUCACUGACCAGACUAAAGGAGACUGAAAAUUUAAGUUAUAGACAAAUGGUGCCUCCCACUUUUUCUGCCUGAGACUUGAUGAAGCCUAUUAUCACUGCCCCUAAUUAAUACUCCAAAUAACUCAUCUGCAGUAGAAAUGUGCCCAGAAAGAAGAGAGAGACUUUCUCUAGUGUAGGAUUCCAAUGCAAGUCAACUCAACUCUCAGGAAGCCUGGCACCUCCACCCUUCUGUGUCUCUCCAGCGAGCUUCAGAAGCACCUAACAUACCAUCCCCCCAAGCGGGGAGUGCCAAACAACCAGCUCAAGAAGGAGUUCACGUUCACGGAGGCCUAUGUGUGCAGAGGAUGAGACACGGAAGCCUCAAACAAAUGACUGUGUGACGCGUUGGUCCAAUACGUUCAAGUGCUGGGGGGACCAAUGCUGAAUCCAUAGCACAAGUGGACUCUCACCGCUGCAGGAGAAGCCAUCCCUGUGCAGCUC
Apodemus sylvaticus (European woodmouse) is the source of this 2356-nucleotide messenger RNA. It is a transcript of the gene Mus81, whose product is annotated as MUS81 structure-specific endonuclease subunit. The coding region runs from base 233 to 1867 and encodes 544 amino acids. The transcript has 16 exons. The record is from RefSeq and is a predicted model, not a curated record. Gene Ontology annotation, cellular component: nucleus; Holliday junction resolvase complex. Gene Ontology annotation, molecular function: DNA binding; crossover junction DNA endonuclease activity; 3'-flap endonuclease activity. Gene Ontology annotation, biological process: double-strand break repair via break-induced replication; DNA catabolic process; resolution of meiotic recombination intermediates. Lineage: Eukaryota; Metazoa; Chordata; Mammalia; Rodentia; Muridae.